Nematolebias whitei (Rio pearlfish) is the source of this 529-nucleotide messenger RNA. RefSeq names its product 39S ribosomal protein L48, mitochondrial. Gene Ontology annotation, cellular component: mitochondrial ribosome. The record is from RefSeq and is a predicted model, not a curated record. Lineage: Eukaryota; Metazoa; Chordata; Actinopteri; Cyprinodontiformes; Rivulidae.
GACGGACGCAACACACGUUCUUAUUGCUGGUGCUUAUUUCCGGUUUGAUUAGGCACAUGAACAUAUGGCGUGAACGGCGUGUAUUUAGAUGAUAUUUAGUGUUUUAUGUGGUUUAGUUUAAAGAGGGAGUUAGUUUUGACCCACAUUACGCUCAAACAGCAGCGAAGAUGAACUCCGUGUUCCGGAAGGUUUUGGUCACACAGCAGCGUUUUGUGCUGAGUCAGGCCCUGACAUCAUGCAGAUCCUCACCAUCCAUCCAGCAUCCUGUGUGGUGUCCAGCAUCUGUAAAUGAGAGACAGUACAGAAGCAUGCCGACACACAGGAUCGGGAGGUGGAAGUAUCUUUUACCAAAAGAAAUUCCCAAGAAAAAGAAGGACAAACCUCGAAUGAAAGCGAUCAUCCCCGCGACAAGCAAGGCGUACGGGACCUUGAACGUGACUGUGUCAGGUUACAACAUGACGGUGGUGGAGCAUUACUCCCAGUACAUCCACCAGCUGUGCAACCGGCUCGACGUCAACGUGGCAGACAG